This is a messenger RNA of Drosophila bipectinata, 1086 nucleotides long. RefSeq names its product Enoyl-CoA hydratase, short chain 1 (gene Echs1). Lineage: Eukaryota; Metazoa; Arthropoda; Insecta; Diptera; Drosophilidae. The record is from RefSeq and is a predicted model, not a curated record. Gene Ontology annotation, cellular component: mitochondrion. Gene Ontology annotation, molecular function: enoyl-CoA hydratase activity. Gene Ontology annotation, biological process: fatty acid beta-oxidation.
GCCCCUGCUCUCUCAUAUUGAAAGUGCGGUCACACUAGCCCCAACUCGAGGGCCCCAAUAUUGCUCCAGUGCUUCUCCAACCGGUCCAGUAACAUUGAAAAUGGCCAACAUUGCCAAGCUCUUCGCCUCCCGUGCCCAGUGUGUCCUGCUGGCAGCCGCACGCCAGCCACAGGUGGCCACUCGCUUUGCCAGCACCUCUGGUAACUGGGAGUUUAUCAAGACCGAAGUUGCUGGUGAGGGCAAGAACGUGGCUGUCAUCACGUUGAACCGCCCCAAGGCUCUGAACGCCCUCUGCAAUGGCCUGAUGAAGGAGCUGUCCACCGCCCUGCAGGAGUUUGGCAAGGACAAGAGCAUCGCUGCCAUCGUUCUGACUGGAAGCGAGAAGGCCUUCGCUGCUGGAGCUGAUAUCAAGGAGAUGCUGCCCAACACCUACUCGCAGUGCAUCCAGGGCAACUUCCUCAACGACUGGACCGAGGUGGCCCGCACCCAGAAGCCCAUCAUUGCUGCCGUGAAUGGCUACGCCCUGGGCGGUGGCUGCGAGCUGGCCAUGAUGUGCGACAUCAUCUAUGCCGGCGAGAAGGCCAAGUUUGGUCAGCCCGAGAUCGCGCUGGGCACCAUUCCCGGAGCUGGUGGCACUCAGCGAUUGACCCGCGUCGUUGGCAAGUCCAAAGCCAUGGAGAUGUGCCUCACCGGUAACAUGAUCACCGCCCAGGAGGCGGAGAAGCUGGGUCUGGCCAGCAAGGUGGUUCCCGCUGAUCAGCUGGUUGGUGAGGCCAUCAAGUUGGGCGAGAAGAUCGGCACCCACUCCAAUCUGAUCGUGCAGCUGUGCAAGGAGGCCGUCAACACAGCUUAUGAGACCACUCUCCAGGAGGGUCUCAAGUAUGAGCGUCGCACCUUCCAUGCCACUUUCUCCACCGCCGAUCGCAAGGAGGGUAUGACUGCCUUUGCCGAGAAGCGCCCAGCCAAGUUCACCAAUGAAUAAGAUGGAUAUACCCACCAGAUCCUUAAAGCCAGCAAUGCAUUUAUAUAUUUGUAAAAAAUUCAACGUUUUUCUAUGCAAUUAAAAAUUUAAUCGUGAUAACUUUU